This is a messenger RNA of Camellia sinensis, 321 nucleotides long. NCBI's taxonomy places the organism in Eukaryota, Viridiplantae, Streptophyta, Magnoliopsida, Ericales, Theaceae. The record is from RefSeq and is a predicted model, not a curated record.
AUGCGGGGAUCAGUGCCGCAUGUGCGGGAGAGGGCAGCUGCACGUGCGAGGACACGUGCCGCAAUGAGCGAUGAAGGCGAGAACUGGAGUGUGGGGCAACGCCAGCUCUUCUGUCUUGGAAGAGUCCUUCUUAGGAGAAACAAAAUUAUUGUCCUAGAUGAAGCAAUCGCUUCCAUUGACAGUGACAUGGUCAUGGUCCUUUCUUUUGGGGAACUGGUUGAGUAUGAUGAUCCUUCAAAGCUUAUGGAGACCAAUUCUUCAUUCUCUAAGCUUGUAGCUGAGUACUGGUCCAGCUGCAGGAGGAAUUCUGUACUCGGAUAA